UCAUUUCUCCUGGAUCUUUUCCCACCGCGGUAUUUUCCCCUGGAUAUUAAUUUCCAAAUCAGAAGAAAUGGCAUUCCGGGUGAUUUUUGUGUUGGUUGGAUUAUUUAUUUGUUCCAUUUGUGUUCAAGGAUCUUCUCAGCCUCAAGCAAGAGUAUAUUUAACAUUCGAUGAGCUUCGAGAAACCAAAACCUCUGAAUACUUUAGUUUGUCCCACCAGCAGUUAGACUACAGGAUAUUACUGAUGGAUGAAGAUCAAGACCGGAUAUAUGUGGGGAGCAAAGACCACAUUCUGUCCUUGAAUAUCAACAAUAUCAGUCAAGAACCCUUGAGUGUUUUCUGGCCAGCAUCAGCAAUCAAAGUUGAAGAGUGCAAAAUGGCUGGCAAAGAUCCUACUCAUGGCUGUGGGAAUUUCGUCCGGGUUAUUCAGACCUUCAACCGUACUCACCUGUAUGUCUGUGGGAGUGGAGCGUUCAGCCCAGUAUGCACCUACCUUAACAGGGGCAGGAGGUCAGAGGACCAAGUUUUCAUGAUUGACUCUAAGUGUGAAUCUGGAAAAGGACGAUGCUCUUUCAACCCCAAUGUGAACACCGUGUCUGUUAUGAUCAAUGAGGAACUCUUCUCAGGAAUGUAUAUAGAUUUCAUGGGAACAGAUGCCGCUAUUUUUCGAAGUUUAACUAAGAGGAAUGCCGUCCGGACUGAUCAACACAAUUCAAAAUGGCUGAGUGAACCUAUGUUUGUGGAUGCACAUGUGAUCCCAGAUGGCACUGAUCCAAAUGAUGCUAAAGUCUAUUUCUUCUUCAAAGAAAGAUUGACUGACAACAAUAGGAGCACAAGACAGAUUCAUUCCAUGAUUGCAAGAAUAUGCCCUAAUGACACUGGUGGGCAACGUAGUCUUGUCAACAAGUGGACCACAUUCCUAAAGGCAAGGCUUGUGUGCUCAGUCACGGAUGAAGAUGGCCCAGAGACACAUUUUGAUGAACUAGAGGAUGUCUUUCUGCUGGAAACCGACAAUCCAAGGACAACACUGGUGUAUGGCAUCUUCACCACUUCAAGCUCUGUUUUUAAAGGAUCGGCAGUGUGUGUGUAUCAUUUAUCUGAUAUACAGACUGUAUUCAAUGGGCCUUUUGCCCACAAGGAAGGGCCCAAUCACCAGCUGAUAUCCUAUCAAGGUAGAAUUCCGUAUCCUCGCCCUGGAACUUGCCCAGGAGGGGCCUUUACACCCAAUAUGAGAACCACCAAGGACUUCCCAGAUGAUGUUGUCACUUUUAUUCGAAACCAUCCUCUGAUGUACAAUUCCAUCUACCCCAUCCACAGAAGGCCUCUGAUCGUCCGCAUAGGCACCGAUUACAAGUACACAACGAUAGCUGUGGACCGUGUGAAUGCUGCUGAUGGAAGAUACCAUGUUCUGUUUCUGGGGACAGAUCGGGGCACUGUGCAGAAGGUUGUAGUCCUUCCUACCAACAGCUCUGCCAGCGGGGAGCUCAUUCUUGAGGAGCUGGAAGUCUUUAAGAAUCAUGUUCCCAUAACGACAAUGAAAAUCUCAUCCAAAAAGCAACAGUUGUACGUGAGCUCCAAUGAGGGGGUUUCCCAAGUCUCUCUGCAUCGCUGCCAUAUCUACGGCACAGCCUGUGCAGACUGCUGCCUGGCACGGGAUCCAUACUGUGCCUGGGACGGCCACUCUUGCUCCAGGUUCUACCCGACUGGGAAGCGGAGAAGCCGAAGACAAGAUGUGAGACACGGAAAUCCAUUGACACAAUGCCGAGGGUUCAAUCUGAAAGCAUACAGAAAUGCGGCUGAAAUUGUUCAGUAUGGAGUGAGAAAUAACAGCACUUUCCUUGAGUGUGCUCCCAAGUCUCCACAGGCAUCUAUCAAGUGGUUGCUGCAGAAAGACAAAGACAGGAGGAAGGAGGUUAAACUGAAUGAGCGCAUUAUAGCCACUUCCCAAGGACUGCUGAUUCGUUCUGUUCAAGAUUCUGACCAAGGACUCUACCACUGCAUUGCCACUGAGAACAGCUUCAAACAGACCAUAGCCAAGAUUAACUUCAAAGUUUUAGAUUCAGAUAUGGUGGCUGUUGUGACAGACAAGUGGUCCCCAUGGACAUGGGCUGGCUCUGUGAGGGCUCUACCCUUCCAUCCAAAGGACAUCCUGGGGGCAUUCAGCCACUCAGAAAUGGAGCUCAUCAAUCAGUAUUGCAAAGACACCCGGCAGCGGCAGCAGCAGCAGCAGCUGGGUGAAGAGCCACCGAAGAUGAGAGGGGACUAUGGCAAGCUGAAGGCACUCAUCAACAGCAGGAAAAGCAGAAACAGGAGGAAUCAGCUUCCAGAGUCAUAAAACAUUCAUCCAUGGAGUUUUGCUUCCAGGAACAAAUGCUCUGUCUUCACUAGUCAACUACUAAGCAAAAUCUUGUGCUUUACCCAUGAGAAAUUCCUGACAAACCUGGAGACUUAUUAUAAAGUGUGUUCUCCAUGAACUGAAGUGAGCAUGCAUUUUCUUGUAUGAUACAGACUAGCACUAGACAUGUCAUGGUCCUCAUGGUGCAUAGAAAUAUUUAACUUAUCCCAGAUUUUAUUUAUAUCUUUAUGUGUCUUUUCUUCAAUAUCAGUGCAACAACAGAAGCAGAACUGUUAUACCUUCGGUUGAGCAAGGGCCAUAAAUUACCCUGUGCUGUUCCUUUUGUACUCUAAGGGUUUAGCUUUCUAAUUGUCACUGGUUUUUAUACAUGAAAAUGAAUUUCAGUUCACAAUUUUCACAUAGUAAAUGUCAUAUAAAUGUGUGUGACAUCCAAUGUCUUGUAGGUUACACAAAUGACAGG
Messenger RNA from Grammomys surdaster, 2813 nucleotides. RefSeq names its product semaphorin 3C (gene Sema3c). NCBI's taxonomy places the organism in Eukaryota, Metazoa, Chordata, Mammalia, Rodentia, Muridae. The record is from RefSeq and is a predicted model, not a curated record. The transcript is spliced from 18 exons. The coding region runs from base 68 to 2332 and encodes 754 amino acids. Gene Ontology annotation, biological process: negative chemotaxis; negative regulation of axon extension involved in axon guidance; neural crest cell migration. Gene Ontology annotation, molecular function: chemorepellent activity; semaphorin receptor binding.